Molecule: messenger RNA, 1572 nt
Organism: Leishmania mexicana MHOM/GT/2001/U1103
Lineage: Eukaryota; Euglenozoa; Kinetoplastea; Trypanosomatida; Trypanosomatidae
Product: putative tRNA nucleotidyltransferase
Exons: 1
Coding region: 1-1572 (523 amino acids)
Biological process (GO): tRNA 3'-terminal CCA addition
Molecular function (GO): ATP:3'-cytidine-cytidine-tRNA adenylyltransferase activity; RNA binding
Source: RefSeq, a predicted model, not a curated record
AUGUUGCCGAGGCUGGUGCGGCUGGAGGCUGCCAUCUCCCCGGCCCAUCAAAGCGUCUUUGACUUCCUGCUCAACGUGGCUGCAGAAAACAAGCUCAAGGCAACGUUGCGUGUAGCGGGUGGGUGGGUACGGGACAUGUUGCUCGGUUUGCACUCGAACGACAUUGACAUUGCCAUCGAGACCCACGCAGGCACGAAGCUCGUCACAGGCGAAGUCUUCGCCCACCGCGUAUCCGAGUACCAGCUGGCUCACGGCGGCCGGAGCCACACAGUGAGCGUCAUUCGGGCCAAUCCGGCCCUCUCCAAGCACAUUGAAACUGCCACGGUACGUGUCCACGAAAUCCCGGUAGAGUUCUGUGCUCUCCGCACUGACGUGUACACGAGUGAGUCGCGCAUUCCCCAAGUGCGCCCGGCGGCUCCCUUGGAGGAUGCGCAGCGCCGCGACUUCACCAUCAACGCUCUCUUCUACAACUUGCACACCGGCAUGGUGGAGGACUACACCACCGGCUUAGAGGACCUGCGUCUGCGCAUCAUCCGGUGCCCGUUGGAACCGCGAACAACCUUCAUGGACGACCCGCUUCGCCUGCUGCGCGGCGUGCGUUUUGUUGGCCAGUUAGGCGCGCUCAACUUUUCGCUGGAUGAAUCGAUCACCAGCUGCGUGGAUGAUUCGCUGCUUGACGUGCUUCAGCAGAAGGUGUCUCGUGAGCGUGUCGGGAAGGAGUUUGUGAAGAUGAUGGUGGCCGCUCACCCUGAGCGGUGCAUCGCACUGCUGCAUGACAUGCACAUCCUGCAGCACAUCUUACUGGUCAGUGUGGUGAUGCGGCAGGUGCCCGGCAAGAAGCAGCUGUCGAAUGAGAUUGACCGAGUGGAGAGGUUGGUAGAUCUUUAUCCAGAUGGAUCGAAGAGGCUGGAGACAGUGAUGCGACUGAGCGCUGUCGGCUUGCCGUGCCUCGCCAAUAUCGGCGCGGCGGCCGAAUUGUCCGAGGGGCAGCGAGUGGAGGUGGCUCUCUUCUUUCUCGUCAUUCCUUUCUUUCGUGGCGAGACCGAGAGUGUUGACGAGACGGUGCGCAAUGUCUGCAUGAAUGGGCUGAAGCUUCCGCUGGCAAGCUGCGAUUGUGUGCGACGCUUGAUCGACGCAUACAACCACCUUCACGCGCAGUCCAUGAGGAUGGAUGAGCUCGCUGCCGAGACGCUUCGCCCCAAAACGGUGAUAAAGGUGUUUGACGCCUUGAACAUCCUUAACGACAAGCACGUCUUUCGUCAUGCCCUCCAAGUUGUUCUGCUAGUCUACAUGCUAAUCGAGGAAUCGGCUCACCUACUGUCAAGCGGCGGACUACAGCAGGCCACGAGCAACUUCACCGCGGCGUGGGCGCGGGUUGCCGAGCACCCUGUGCUGCUCGAUGCCUUCCAGCUGAGGCUGCCCAUCAAUGGAAAGGACCUGCAGAAGGUGUACGGUAUUCCACCCAAGAACGUUGGAACAACACUGCUAAAGAUGCGGCUCAAGCUCGUGCUCUGCCCCCAAAUGACGCCCGAAGACGUUGCGCAGUGGCUGAUGGAGGGUGCGAAGGUGUGA